Diabrotica balteata is the source of this 2475-nucleotide messenger RNA. Lineage: Eukaryota; Metazoa; Arthropoda; Insecta; Coleoptera; Chrysomelidae. The record is from the annotation of a GenBank genome assembly.
ACAGUGUUCCAAUCAGUAGAUGCCGUUUUAUCCCGAAGUGCGACAUUACCGUGCGAUAUAGAACCGGACGUCAAAGAAGAUCGUGUUUAUAUGGUGUUAUGGUAUCGUGAUGGUCACAGUAAACCAAUUUAUAGUUUCGAUGUUAGAGGCAGGGCGUUCAAUAAAGCGCUUCACUGGUCUGAUUCGAAGAUAUUUGGACCGCGAGCUUAUUUCGUCACUGUUUCCAAACCUGCAGCCUUAACACUUGAUGGCGUUCAAUUGGACGAUGAAGGGGUUUACAGGUGUAGAGUGGAUUUUAAAGUGUCCCCAACGCGGAAUUUCGCAAUUAACUUAACCGUUAUAGUUCCCCCACAUCAACUUCUUAUAUACGACAAUUCCGGUAGAGACGUAAAUCAUACCGUGGGUCCUUUAGAGGAAAAAACAGAUCUGAUCUUGACAUGCGAGGUUAGAGGAGGUCGACCUGCCCCGACAGUCUCCUGGUUCAUGAACGAGAGGUUGAUCGAAGGCCACGUAGAAGAGAUAGGAAAUCACAUGAUGGUAAAUAAGUUGAAAAUCGCCGGGGUGACAAGAGAUCAUCUCAAUUCGAGUUACAAGUGCCAGGCCAGUAACACCAAGCUGAUGAUGCCGUCAGAAAAGACGGUUCGACUCGAAUUGCUGUUGCGGCCGCUGUCUGUAGAAAUAAUUAACAAACCAAGGCAGUUAAUAGCCAAUGAAGAAAUUUCCAUACAGUGCGAAGUAGAAGGUUCAAGACCGAAAGCUUUAGUCACAUGGAGUAGAGAUAACAGACCGUUUCGAAGGGGUCGAGUCAUCGCACAAGAAAAUGAAACGUCUGUAAUAACUACGAUAUCCUUCGUACCAGUUCCUGAAGACGAUAACAGUAUUUUCAAAUGCGUAGGUGAAAAUCCAAAGCUCAGUGGUGUGGGUUUAGAGGACUCGUUCAAGCUUAAUGUUGUCUAUCCUCCGCAAGUGGUUCUUCAUCUGGGUAAUACUCUAAAUCCAGAAGACAUAAAAGAGGGAGACGACGUUUACUUCGAGUGCAGCAUCAAAGCAAAUCCCAAACAGCACAGAAUCUUAUGGUAUCACGAAGGUCUUCCAGUUAAUCAAAAUAUGUCAUCGGGUAUUAUAAUCAGCACUCAUAGUUUAGUUCUACAAAAAGUUACUAGAUAUCAGAGUGGUUCGUAUACAUGUCUGGCUGCGAAUCCUAGAGGAGAAACAAUGAGCGAUCCUGUAAAUUUAAGAGUUCGAUACGCCCCUGUGUGCAGCAAAGACUCAGAAGUCACCAUUAUUGGAGCAUCUCUGGACGAAGUAAUCAAGGUUAGAUGUCAGGUAUCCGCUGACCCGGCAGAUGUCAGUUUCUUGUGGCAAUUUAAUAACAGCGGUGAAAGUUUUGAUGUUUCUCCUGCUCGAUUUGCCACCUCAAGUGGUAACGUCAGCGAACUAAUGUAUACACCGGCAUCUCAAAGAGACUAUGGAACACUUACCUGUCUUGGCUCAAAUAAAAUAGGUAGACAGGUGGAGCCGUGUAUAUUCCAGGUCGUACCAGCUUCAAAACCUACCUCUCUAACUAACUGUACGCUUAGAACGGUCAACAAUCAAACGUCAGAAACCGUUGAAGUGGAAUGCAGAGCUGGAUACGAUGGAGGUCUUCCACAACGUUUCGUCCUAGAGGCAUACGAUGCACACACUAUGAGGUUAAGACUGAACCAAACGCUAAGCGAAACUGAUGUCCCGGUAUUUAGGCUAGACAUUGGAGAGAUGUUGCCAUCACCACCUUCAUUAAGGAUAAUUGUAUACGCUGAAAACGCGAAAGGGAAAAGUGAAAAAGUAGUUAUGGAUGACAUUUUACUAAACGAUGCCGAGAAAAGAACAGAUGGUAGCACGAACGUAAGCUUAGUGCCCUUAGCUGGAUUAUUAACGGGUUCUCUUCUAACUUUGGGUUUAGCAGUUUUGGUAAUAGUAGUUGUAGCAGUUCGACGAAAAAGAGAAUGUGAUGGUAGGAUGCACUGUCCACACCAUUUAAAUAUCGAUGCUUCUAAACAAAACGCAAAAUCCCGACAAAGCUCCAUGCUGGAAAUCAAUACGGGGGAUAAUAGGUACGUCGUGGCCUACACCUUAAAACCCGCAUCUGACUGUGCACCGUCACCAAUUCAACAAACGACAAUGUCACCAUCGGAUCCCUAUAGACAACCAGAUAUAUUGAACACACCAAGAGGUACAGAAUCAACACAAAGCACUUUACCUCGACCAGAACGUCUCUACACUAGUUUAGAUGGAAACAGUCGACAUCAGCUUAACUGUACUCCAUCAAUAUCUAUCGCAAAUAAACAGUCUCCCGUUCAACCAUCAGAACUCUCUACCAAUACUUUGGGUAGAAGCCGACCAAGGCCCAGAGAUCCAUCGUACACAAAUUUUACGACUAUGAGACGAGACCAUAUUAUAGCUGACUCAAUUCCAGGACCUGAGAGUUGUGUUUAA